AUGAUCACCGAGGAAAAGUGGCCUAUCCAACAACCUCAAGUUUCGCCUUCGCCUCACCAUCCACAUCCCGCAAUGUCCCCAACACAAAUGAACGGUAUGCCCACCGACAACUAUAUACCACCGUAUCCGUACGACGGUCAAGCCGCGCAAGGUCAAAUGCACCCCCAACCAAUACCCGUUGAUGACACUUAUGCGAACAUGUUGGUAUCACAAAAGCAAGGGUUUGUUACCGUCCCUCAGAAUAAUAGACAAACCUCGUUUCAAAGGUGUUUUGUGUCAAUGCCCAGGCAGAAUGGUUCCCCCGGUGGCAAUGCAAAUUCGACAACGAAUCCCGCUGUCGAUCGUAAGGCCAUUGACAAUCGUCCGGCGUUCACCACGACAUCCUUCCACGCUACCUCAUUUCCACAGAGUACGGCGAUAAGGAAACGAAGGCCCGACGCCAUAGGUUUUCAAGAUGCCGGCCCAUUCUUCUCCGUGACCCACCAGCACUACAAUAUUCAUAGUAUGGAUAGAUCCAUCAGUUAUAAACUUCAAAUCAACUCCAAAGUCGACCGCGGUUUCUUCCUGGCCGAUAAUGAUUGGACGUGCUAUCGAAGAAAUUAUUUCCAGAUCAGUAGCGCAUUCUCCUUCGUGACCUCACAUCCUCUCAAUGAAUCCGACGUUCCGUGCCUGGUCGAGGUCGACGGUCAAUUUCAUCCCGUCACCGGUUUCCUGUUGGGCAUCACGGCGCGUGUUUCGAAUAGCGACAAGAAGAUAGAAUUGGUCCAGCACACUCCAAAACGUGACAAGGGUCCGCAGAUGGUCCCGGUGCCAAAGCCGAUUCGUGCCGGUGGCAACCUGAACUUGAGUUCGGUUGGUUCGAAUUCGAACAUCGUCACCUUCGAACGCAUCCAGUUCAAGACCGCCACCGCGAACAACGGUAAACGUCGUGCUGCACAACAAUACUAUGUGGUGAUCGUAGAUCUCUACGCGCAAGUUGAGAGCGGCGAGCAAUACCAGGUGGCCAGCUCCACCUCCGCUCCAUUGGUGGUUCGCGGGCGUUCGCCUGGUCACUAUGCCGACAAUCACGAGAACCGUUACAACCCGAUGGCCAUGAAUCCAGCGUACCCAAAUGAUCGACACAUAAGUUUCUCACAUCCGCAGGGACCGAACGGUGCGGUGAUGCCACAAGAUUUCAGCAGCGCACCUUUCCAGGGAUCAUACGGUCAGUACCCGCCUUUUCCAAACUUUCCCGGAAACCUGAUGAUGGCCGGUGGUUCCAAUGGACAGGCACCUCCCUUUCAUCCGCAACACCCGCACCAACAAUACAUGGUACCAAGCAUCUCGGACCCGGGAGACCAGCAAAAUCCAGAGAUGUACAAUGACACCGGCAUGGUGAACGGUUCGCACGACCAAAAGAUGCACCCGAAUCACGGGCAGAUGGAAAUGCACAUGGACGGAGUUACCAACACGUCGUCCCCGCAUUCCGCCUUCUCGAAUUUCGAACCACGUCCAGGUGCGAACUCGAAUUCGACGACCGGUAACAAGCCUUACAUGAAAAUCGAGAUACCGCAAUCUUCUGGGAUACCCGAGCAUCCGCUCACCUCGCCCGCUUAUCACUCACAAGAAUACGUAGAUGGGAUACACUUGUAUCAUAACGGAGGUCACUCGGCAAACAAUGCGUCCACGCAUCACGGCGGUUACCAUUCCGACAAUGAGCAGCAUCACAGCAACGGACUAAAUAAUCAUGUAAAUGGACGGCCAUUGCGACCCGACGGUGCCUCAGAAAACGGUCAACAUCACUCGAACGGGGUCGAGAAAUCGGAACACGGUGGAUCAAAGUCACCGCCAUCAAUAAAUAGCAAUACCACGACACCUACGACAGAGCUGGGUAAAGGUCUUAGUCAGUUGAGCUUUCGCAUGAACAACAAGAUCGAAGCCGAAGAUAAACUGUAA
This is a messenger RNA of Acaulospora morrowiae, 1935 nucleotides long. The record is from the annotation of a GenBank genome assembly. Lineage: Eukaryota; Fungi; Glomeromycota; Glomeromycetes; Diversisporales; Acaulosporaceae.